Molecule: messenger RNA, 3556 nt
Organism: Limulus polyphemus (Atlantic horseshoe crab)
Lineage: Eukaryota; Metazoa; Arthropoda; Merostomata; Xiphosura; Limulidae
Product: frizzled-9-like
Exons: 1
Coding region: 1212-3041 (609 amino acids)
Biological process (GO): non-canonical Wnt signaling pathway; canonical Wnt signaling pathway
Cellular component (GO): plasma membrane
Molecular function (GO): Wnt receptor activity; Wnt-protein binding
Source: RefSeq, a predicted model, not a curated record
AUGAAAGUCAUAAAAACUCAAAUAUUGUUUAAAUAUUUUUAACAGACCAAAUUCAGAAGAAGGUCAAGUAAAAGUGCCCUGUGUAGGUAUCAGUUUUGUUUUCAAGAAUUGAUACUUUCUUCACAAGUUAUUUUAACCUCCUCCAUGCGUCUGCAUGAAUAUGAUUUAAUACAAAGUUUUUAAUAGACUUGUCAGCCAGCAAGAAGUAUGCUAUGAAAUUGUAACCAAAAGUUGAUGGUUUUCUAGGAUGUGUAAAAAUAUAUUCUGAAAUUAAACUUACAUAGAUUCUUGAAGGGAGUGAUGUGCCUGUAAUAUAAUAAUCUCCACCCUGACCACACAUCUUAAUGAUAUAGAAUCGUUUUUGACUGCUUGAGAAUACGUUUAAACAGGUUUCAUUUACCAUCUCUCGGAACCACAAUACCCAAGGGCAACAACUUGUGGUGGUAGUCAAAUACCACGUUAAUUAACCACCAGAGACUUGAUAAACGAACUAAAUUGCCCUGCGGUUUACAAAAAAAAAAAAAGGAAGCUAACUUGCUAGGCCCCAUCCAUCCCUUGAUUGGCAUGAAGGACCAUGACGAAAUCCCCAGAGCCGGUAAGUUCAAACGCUUUGUUAAGAUUCCUCUAGUAAAUUGAUGGCUCAGUUCAUGUUCUGUUACUUAUUCCUGUUUCUUUUCUUACGCGUUGUAAAGUAAAUUCUAAACUGAAGUCCAGAAAGAAAAGAAAUUCUAGUUUUGGUUCAGUCUCAGAAGCCGAUAGAGUUACAAUAGAAGAUUAAAAUCUGAGCAUGCGCCUUGUGAAGAGUCCUUAGAAAUCGGGCUUCGCAAGCCAUGUACAGCGCCAAGGUCACGCGGAAUGAUACUUCAGAUAAGAUCUCCGCAUUCACAAGAGCUACAGACACGUGUAUAUAGACUUCGCUCGCUCGUGUACUUCUCGUUAAUAAAGCCGCCUCAGCAGUCAGCGGUGAAGGUGGUAUUGUCAGAAAUGUUGAGAGGCUGGAAAACCUCACUUUGUUAGACACGUGUUUUUUUAAAUGUCAUUUCUUUAGUGAAAUCUGUGAAAACUCUUCUACAGAGAAAAUGUAAAAAGUGCUGCUUGCACGAAUGCGUACUCUGGACAAUGAUUUGUAUAUUAAUAUUCAUUGCACGUCCUGAAGUGAAAUUUAAAACGUUUACGUUAAUACGAGCGUUGUAAAGCUUUAUUCUGAUUGGAUGAUGUCUUAUGUCAUAAUGAAGAUUUGUAAUAUACCUUUUGUUAACUUUAUUUUGGUCAUCUGCCUGGUUGUUCACGAACGGUUGGCAUUGGAGACGCAGGGUAAGUGUGAGAAAGUAACUAUUCCAAUGUGCCGAGACUUACCUUAUAACAUGACUAGGAUACCUAACUUGAUGGGACAUACAAACCAAAACGACGCAGCGAUUGAAGUACACGAAUAUAUGUCACUGGUAAAGUAUGGUUGCUCCCAACAUUUAAAUUUCUUUCUUUGCUCGCUGUAUGCUCCAAUGUGCGCUCACCAAGUGGAUGUUCCCAUUCCGUCAUGUCGCUCUGUGUGUGAAGAAGUUAGAGCACGAUGUCUUCCUGUUCUUCAAAAGUUUGGUUUUAAUUGGCCUCUAAUGCUGAACUGUAGUCGUUUACCUGUACCAGAAAAAAAUGGAUUGUGUAUGGAACUUCCCGGUAUUGCAGAAGAACGGCGGUCACGUCUUACUGAGAGCGAGCGAGAACUGAAAGCGGACACCGACAGAGAUACAAACAGAAGCACUGAACCUAGCCUUCUCCCGUCUUUAUUAUAUCCUGGAACGCACCGAAAUAGUAUUGCACAUAAUGGCAUAUUAGUAUCUCCUGAUAAAAACGGAAAGUUAGAGCAGAAUAUGACGAAAAGAAUGUGCCCUAGAAAUUUCGUGUUCGUACCAUCCAUGACCACCAGUCUUGAAGAAUGUACGCCUCGCUGUGACCGAGAUGUUCUGUUUACUCGUCAUGACAAAGAUGUCGUGGAAGUUUGGAUGGUUGUUUGGUCUGUUGUCUGUUUCGUAGCAAAUAUUCUUACAGUGGCAACUUUCUGGAUUGACACUCCUCGAUUCCGGUACCCUGAGCGCCCCAUCAUUUUUCUUAGUAUGUGUUAUUGUAUUACUAGUACUGCAUAUCUAGUUCGUAUUUUCGCUGGAGCAGAGUUCAUCUCUUGCGAGAGAACAAAAAAUGGAGAACCCUACCUUGUCAAAGAAGGCUUAGAAAACAUGGGCUGUAUCACCGUUUUCUUGUUGCUUUAUUAUUUUGGAAUGGCAGCGGCUCUCUGGUGGCUUGUGGUAACAUGCACGUGGUUCUUAUCUGCCGGACGCAAGUGGGGUCAUGAGGCCAUUGAAUCUAGAGCUUCGUAUUUUCAUGUAUUGGCUUGGGGUGUGCCAGCUAUACUGACCAUUGCGAUAUUAAUCCUACGAGAAGUAGAAGGUGAUGAACUGACGGGAUUGUGUAAUGUUGGCAGUAGAAGCCGGGAUGGUUUGCUGAGGUUUGUCAUUCUGCCUAUCUCUUCCUUCUUGUUCAUGGGAAGUGUGUUUAUUGUUCUAGGCUUUUCUUCGCUAGUGCGAAUCAGGAAAGUUAUGAAACAAGGCGAGCGGAAUAUCAGUAAGCUUGAGAGAUUUAUGGUAAGAAUCGGCACAUUUACUAUACUAUAUACAGUCCCGUCCGUUGUUGUGAUUGCUUGUUUAGUGUACGAGUACUUCAAUAGACCCGGGUGGUAUGCGGUUGCCAUGGGAACUGUAGAUGAAUGUGAUCCUUCUGUAACAGAACACUGCUCUUUAAAACAGAGCAUCCCCAACCAAAACGUAUUCAUGUUAAAACACGCCAUGAAACUGCUUCUAGGGAUUGCUACCGGUGUUUGGGUGUGGAAUAAUAAAACGUGGAAAACGUGGACUGCAUUUUGCCAUAACUGGUUUAGACGAAAACCGCGACGAGAUUUCAAAUCAUCAACAAUUGCAUAUCAUCCUCCCCACGUGACAUCAUUUAAAGCUUUAUCAAAUACAAAGUCAUUGUACUUACCCGUACACGUUUAAAAACGCGUAAUUAUUUUGUACAGGUUUGUAUUUGUAGUGUGUUACUGUUAAACAGAUGUAACCUAACAUACCGAAGAAAGCUUAUUAAAGUUUGUAUGUAUAUGUAGUAGUAGUACAUAAACAUAAAAUAAAUCCAAGGACUAAGAAGCUCGUAAAUCCGUGAAUGAUAAUUUAAGUACACAAGUAUCUUGACAAAAAUGCCAACCCAGAUAAAUUCUAGGGUUUGUGAUAUUUCACAGAAUAUCCAUCUUGUUGUAGUUUUUAUGAUACAAGUACAAAACAUGUAAAAAAUCGAUUGAAUUUCAAAUGUAAAUUUUAUGUAAACUAUUUGAAGUAGAGUAGAUUACCUGUAUGUAUAUUUACAAUAAUAUUUCUAGUGCUAAAGUGUUUAUAAACAAAGAAAUGUGUACAUUAAUUUUCUAAAUGUUUAUUUGACUAUUUAAAAACAUAUAUUGUAUAUUAGAUGCUUGUAUAACAUUACUUACGGAAAUAAAAACGACUGUGUUUUGUGUUAA